CGCGACGCGUCUCCGUCGAACGAAGCUUCCGGUCCGUCGCCGAAUGGCCCGGUUUACGAGUGACACUAUGCAAUGUGCUCGUAUCACGGCGUGGACCAGAUCAAAAAAUAAAAAGAUCCCUAAUAGACCUAAGCAGCACAUGGCAUACGCUGAGAAAAAGAAAACAAACAAAGAUAAAAUCCCCUAGAUAGAUCAAUAGUGGCGAAAUCUAUUUUUCAUUCAUUUCAAAAUUUUCUUUUAAUCGGAAGACAUUCCAAAAUCACUACGUGCAAGUAGCGUCCCCGGCUACUAUUGUCCUUGUGUUAUCGCUCCUGCUUAUCAGCCCUCAAGCAAGUGUCAAUAUAUAUUUAUUAUUGUGAGUGAUCCAAGAGACAGGUAAUGCAAGAUUGAGUUAUCUUCUUGGUACUAAGAGAAGAAGAAAAGCAAGAGAGGCAGCUGGUGUAUGGACCAUCCUAAGCUGGGAAACAUCUUCUGGGAAGUUGAUCUGGACCAAGGUAUAUGUGCAAUCGCCAUUGCCAUCGGUUUCCACCGGUGAUAUCCAGGAAGUCGAGGACGAACCUCGCUGAACUCAUCCGCAAGAUGCGAGCCGCGUUUUGCAUCUCGUCGACUGCUCCUAUUAAUUCUUCGAGGAUCAACGGAUGGAAUCCGUCGUGCAAUGUUUAUUAAAACUGCAGUCCUAUCGAGCAUUAAAUACCCUGGACGUGGUUCGAAUCAAAUAAUUUAUCAGGACAAUGAGUGCAACGUGAUGCGUGUACGGUAUGCUAAGCUACGGUAUGCUCGAGUAAUUCCUUGGACGAUAAUGAGAAGAAAAUUUGUACUAAUGAAAUCGUUCGAGAGCGACUUCAAAAUAUUGAGAUGCGAAACAAUACAAGACGGAGAAACGUUGAAAAUUCUCGAGGAAGAGGAAUAAGGAGCAAAGGAGAAAGCAUUAUCUUGGACGCCGAUAUCUCGCAAGAAAAGAAAACAAAGUGCUCUACGACAUUCGAUAUAAAAAAAUUAAUCGACACACUUCGGCGGAUUUAAUAUAGUGAAGUAUGAACGAUGAGGAUUCUACGGGAGUGGUAAGUCGUAGAAUUGGUAAAAGUGAGGAGAAAGGAAGAUCAAGAACAAGAGGAGACAAAAGCGGGAAGAAUAUAUCUCCCGUGUACGUGGGGAUGGGGGGGCAACGACGAGGGAUGAUUUAAUAGCGAUAUACACGUGUAGCGUAGUACGGUGUCUGCGAAAGUGAAAAGAAAAAGAAAACUCGAAUUCCGGCCCCUUUAGAAAUGACGUAGGAGAGACUAUUCAAAAUGACCGAUACGGAAAACCUAACGGAGGCCUCCAUACGUUUGUGCCUGUUUCCGGACAAUGACUCGAUCUUGGAAGAUCCAAGAACAGCAGCCGUUAGAAGAAUCAGCUACGGUAUAGUGAUGCCAAUAAUUUGCUGUCUUGGAAUAAUUGGAAACGUCUUGAAUCUCGUUGUUCUGACCAGACGUAACAUGCGCGGCACUGCCUAUAUUUAUAUGAGGGGAUAUUCAGCUGCUGCACUGCUAGCUAUAUUAUUCUGCAUCCCUUUCUCUCUAAGGGUUCUGAUCCACAAGGAAACGGGAAGAUGGAGCAACUGGACCCAAGCCUUCUAUCACGCACACUUCGAACUAUUUUUGGGAAACGGUUGCCUGGGUGUGGGAGUGAUGAUGCUCCUUGCUCUGACAGUGGAGCGUUACGUGAGCGUCUGUCAUCCAGGACAACACACGAGGCCCCUGUGUGGACCACCCCACCUGACGGUGGUUCUCAUUCCUCUGGCUACGUUCCUGGUCUAUUUGCCAAGCAUCUUUCGUGGCGAGAUAACCACCUGUCUCUUAACACCUGCCGGCCCGCUCAUUUAUCAGAAGAGAGACAACAUCUUCUUCAUGCACUCCUUGUUCUAUCAGGUAUACAAAGUCGUAUUGGAAAUCGUCUUUAAAGUCGCGCCGACCAUUCUGCUGGCCGGGUUCAAUCUGCGGAUCAUGAUAGUCUACAGAAGAUCCUGCGAGCGCCGACGGAGGAUGACGCUCUCGAGGACCGUGAGCAGCGACGAGGAUCCCAGGACCUUCGCCGAGGAGAGGAGACUGGUCCUGUUGCUGGGCAGCACCAGCAUCCUCUUUCUGGUGUGCGUCAGUCCUAUGGUCAUUCUCAAUGUCACUCUUAGCGAGAGCAAUCUCAGUCUGUAUCCUUAUCAGGUCUUCCGAGCCCUGGCGAAUCUCCUCGAGGUGAUCAACUACUCCAUAACGUUCUACAUUUACUGCCUGUUCUCCGAAGACUUUCGUAACACCCUGAUACGUACCUUCCAUUGGCCCUGGGGGUCAGAGGGCAGAAGCGGUCGGGGCGUUCCCAUGAAGCGCUCGCCGAUACCGAGGCCCACGACCACGACUACACCACCGACGACCGCCGUCGCGACGCCCGGGCACGUGACGCGUGCCAGCGUCUAGCGAUGUCACGGGCGCUGCUGCCAGGAUCAGCGCCAAGAGAGAAGCGACAGUGUCCGACCUUGUCUACGUUAUGGCGUCUCGGCGCUGUAAACCGACGGAUGCGAGAUUUCUUUUUAUUCCGUCGGACAAGCCGACGCGAGGCGUCGGGCCUCUUUACGAUUCUUUGACGUGGGAAUAGCGGGAGAGAGAGAGAGAGAGAGAGAGAGAGAGAGAGAGAGAGAGAAACAGGAGAAAGUUUGAUCUGUACUUAUCUGUGAUGACCGCCAUUAGAUUUUUCUACCGAUGCGACGAGCGUCCCGACGCCAUUUUUUGAAGAAAACUCAUCACGAGCUUUUCAUCGCGAUGGACCGUUCCAUGAUGAUUUGUAAUCACUCCUGGACACUCUGCGGAGAAUUUUGGAGAUUACACUGGUCGUCGUUGAGGGGUCGAGUGAAUUGGUAUAAUUAUUUUUGCUGGUAAGAAUUAUCUGUAAACUUCGAAUUAACUUGAGGGAGAUAAAAGUGGUUUCGUCUAGUAUGUAAAUGUGUCAUGGGGCAAAAGCUAUGGAAUCCAGAAUGGGAAAAAUAGCCCAUGGGGUCUCUAGAUUUUUGUUCGUCUUUUCUUCUUCCUUCUUUGCUGCUCCAGACUAUCGGUGAUACGACUCGUCCUGUACAGUCCUUUCGGUGCAUUGGAACGCUUAAUGGUCUCUUUUUUUCUACUUGACCAAAUGGAAAUGCGUGUAGUUUCGUUCCCAGUGCGAAGAGACGCGACAGCGUGGCGUUGCAGCAAGAAAGCAAAAGACAGGCAAACGGAGAAUGAAUGAAUAUAUAGUAAACACGUGUAUACGCAAUGUUGCGAAUGUUUAAAAGAAAACAUACCAUACCGAAAGUACGUGUUCGUAAAUGUACAGUAAUUCGUCAUGCAUGUGAAAAUCAUUGAAUAAAUCAGUCACU
This is a messenger RNA of Cephus cinctus (wheat stem sawfly), 3379 nucleotides long. Its product is annotated as probable G-protein coupled receptor B0563.6. Gene Ontology annotation, molecular function: G protein-coupled receptor activity. The transcript has 6 exons. NCBI's taxonomy places the organism in Eukaryota, Metazoa, Arthropoda, Insecta, Hymenoptera, Cephidae. Gene Ontology annotation, cellular component: membrane. Gene Ontology annotation, biological process: G protein-coupled receptor signaling pathway. Bases 1290 to 2447 code for a protein of 385 amino acids. The record is from RefSeq and is a predicted model, not a curated record.